CGUGCUGCACGUAGCCUACAACCAGAAGGUUACGAGGAGGUUAUUUCGACUCUGGCUGCAGCAGGAUUCAUUCAAUCUCGGAAAGCGAACCAUCUCCUCCCGGAGCAGAAAAAAAAAAAGAAGCGAGUGGUUUUGCAGGCUAAACGGUUUGCACGGGCCUUUUGUUUUCUGCGUUUCUGCUCCAUCAAGGACAGGAGAGCCAGAUCCGUACCGGGAUCCAUGACAGACGCUUUGGAGAGGAUAUCGCUUCAGUAUCACGGUAGGCCAUGAUGGUGAUAAAUCCACAGAUGGAGACUGAGCGUGGGUUCUGCAGGGGUUCAGCGAUGGAUGCCGGGAGGCUCGAGCAGCAGGUGGCCAGUGUGGAGAGAGGCAUUGCCUUCCUGAAGCAGGAGCACCUGGCCAUGCUGACCGGCCUGCAGCUGGAGAUCACACACCUGAGAAGGCGCUGUCACGAGCUGAGCUGUGAGCUGGACUCCAGGUUUCCCGACAGAAACACAGCAGAGGAGGAAGCAGAACUGGCGGCGCGUUGCGAUGCUGCAGAGCGACUCCUACAGGAACAGCACUGCAUGAUGGUUGCUGCACGGGGGGAGCUGCGGGCCAGCCGGGCACGGGCAUCAGCACUCGGAAGGAGCCUCAGGGAGGAAGAGCGACGUUUUCUGGAGGAGCUGAAGCGCCGAAGCCACAAGAUCACACUGCUGAGUCGUGAGCUUCAGCGCCAAAAUGUCACCACCACGACCCUCUGCCACGAGCUUCACAGCGCACGCUUAAAACUGUUCCAGCAGCAGCAGCAGCAGAGCAGUGGGUCUGCUGCUGAGAGAGAGGAGGAGGAGGCCAGAGGAAAGGAAGACGAAGAGGAAGAAGAUGAAGAUGAGGAGGAUGAAGAUGGUGAAGGGGAGAGCUCGGACUGGCUCCUGUCUCCUCCUCCUCCGGCCUCUCCCAGCCAGUCAGAGGAGAGACACAGGAUUCGUGUCAGCAUAAGAGAGGAGAGGGUCAGAGCUUGCGUCCCGCAGGAGAGAGUGACAUCGCCACAGCAGCCACACCCCAUGCCUGACCCCGCCCUCUUCCUGGUGCCCCUUAGGUACCGCCUCCUCCGCAUGCACCAGCCAGUCAGAUCACAGGAUGGAGAAGGACUAGAGGAUGAAUGGGAGGACAUUGAGGACAGUAGGAUGCCCGGGAGGGUGGACAUGGGAGCAGGAGAGGGAGAAACUGCUCUGUGAUGAAGAUGGGGAGGUGAAGUCGUCUUCCAGGAGGUCUCAGCAAACAUCUGAUGCAGUUAUUCUAGAAAAAGAGAUGAGAGCAAUGUUACCUUGUGAUUGUGUGUAGAUUUCAGGAAGUGAGUCAGAUAUUUAGAGUUUAGUUACACAGGAGUGCGCGAUCCAAACUGCACGUAGACGUAUUAGGUGAAUAUGUCACAUUGAUGGUUCAGUACGUAGUCUGAAAGUGUGAAGAAACGGGGCCAAAAAAAAGGGGAGAAGAUUAGUGGCUUCAUAUGGAUGCCUUUUGAUUUUAACACUGUUGAUCACAGCUUUUGCCUAUAAUUAGUAGCCUUGCCUCUGGGUUCAUGAACACCAUGCCGAUCAAGUGGCAGUCUGUUUUCUCACUGCACAAGCUGUACUGCAGGUUUGGGGAGUCACUCUAAAAGGCUUAGGGACAUUUUGUAAUCAUUUGCACUUUAUUAAA
Molecule: messenger RNA, 1680 nt
Organism: Archocentrus centrarchus (flier cichlid)
Lineage: Eukaryota; Metazoa; Chordata; Actinopteri; Cichliformes; Cichlidae
Gene: ccdc92bb
Product: coiled-coil domain containing 92Bb
Exons: 4
Coding region: 267-1217 (316 amino acids)
Source: RefSeq, a predicted model, not a curated record